Messenger RNA from Endocarpon pusillum Z07020, 4563 nucleotides. RefSeq lists its product as uncharacterized. The coding region runs from base 1 to 4563 and encodes 1520 amino acids. The transcript is spliced from 7 exons. Gene Ontology annotation, molecular function: protein binding. The record is from RefSeq and is a predicted model, not a curated record. Lineage: Eukaryota; Fungi; Ascomycota; Eurotiomycetes; Verrucariales; Verrucariaceae. Gene Ontology annotation, cellular component: mitochondrion.
AUGGCGAUCUCCCCUCAAUAUUUCAACUCCACUCAGUCGCUCAUCCGAACAACUAAGACGAAAUUCUAUCCUCUCGAUAUCCGUGUUCCACAUCCUCAGCUCAGGCAUUUCAUCAGUACGGUCGAUCAAGAUUGGAUUUACUUCGCCAGUAGCUACGAUAUCUAUGCUCUCCAUCUGCCUUCACAGCGCAAAUACAUACUUGUUACGCUUCCCUUUUUACCUAGGUGUCUUGUUGCAGGCCUGGGAUGGAUCUGCCUUGGUGGCGAGCAGAAUGGAGACUGUGCCUUCAUUCGACUAGACAAAGAGCAAGCUGAGACACGCUCGCAAGGACAUCCUGUCUCCCCACCUGAUUCGCCACGGAGGACGACUAGGAAGAUCUUGCCAGGUCUAGGACAGAAUGACACAGGUUCAAGUUCCUAUCCGGAGCUUUUUCUGCAAGAGCUCGGAAGCAAGAUCGUCAACUCAAUCACACUUCACGAGCUGUCCAAUCAUGGGAAGUCGACCUGGGAUGAACCUGUGGCACUGCUGAGCAACAACGACAGAACUGUCAAGAUCUAUUCUUUGUUACAGCAACAACUCAUAGCCGAUUUGCAGCUUCCCUUUCCAGUGAACUAUGCUCUGAUAUCGCCAGACUCGGAAAUCCUGGUGGCAGUGGGAGAUUCAAAUCAAGCCUAUUUCUAUCGAAGAAAACUGGUCAAUGCAAAGACGCCGUCUCAAGAUCGUUUCCCCGAGUAUGAAUGGGAAGUGCUGGCCAAGCCGAAGUUGGCUCAAGGGGAGCGUAUCAACGAUGACUACAGCUUCUCCGUCACGUUUUCACCUUCCGGAGACUUGUGUGCUAUCUCUGCUCAAGGUGGCAUGAUUUCAGUCUUCGAUAUGGGCACUAUCUGCAAACUCGCAGACAGUGAUGUCGAAUCCUACUCGAGUGCUAUGAUUUGCUCGUUUGUAUCUUCUCGGUCUGGUAUUUGUGGCUGCGUCCGGUCUAUGGCCUUCUCUCCAGCUCCAUGGGAUCUUUUGGUGUGGGCUGAAGACCAUGGCCGGGUAGGCAUCGCUGACGUCCGACAAGCCUUUUGUCGCCGGCAGAUUAUUACAUUGGAAACACAUGCUCCGGAUCUGGAGAGAAUUAUUCUUGAAGAUGCGACCGAUCCAUAUGUCAAAGGUCUUGAUUUCCGCGGUCGCCUGAUCCGUCAGUACCAGGAGAACUUUCAACCAGAGGGUGCUAGAACUAAUGACGAGUCUCUGCUUGGCGCUCCAGAAGACUGGUCUGAGGGAGCUGUUUUACAAAGACACGGGUCACGACGUAUGGGACUAGCUGAUCUUGACGCUCGCGAGCAGUCAGUGCUCGAUACCUUAGAGGUGACAAUGGAGGAGGUUGACGACGCCAUUGAAAGCGUACAGAGCCCGUACAGUGUCAAUUACAGAGCGUCUCCCCAUCUGCGAACAUUACUUGAAAAUGAAGAACGAAGCCCCUCACGAGCUCAAUUAGAAUCUCUGAUUGAUGUGUUUCGGGAACGAAAUCUGCAGCGCGUCCGUGGUGGGGACCGCCAGUACCAGCCACGGCGUCGCAACUCUGUUGUUUUGUCUCAAGGAACAGGCUCUGGCACAAGUGGUACAUCGAGGCUAGCGCCUGGCUCUAUAUCUAGAUCACGGCUCACUGCUUCGCCAGCACGGAUGGCGAACGCCGAUGUAGAUGCUGACCGUUCGACGCUGCCUUCUGCCAUGUCAACGGACGACCUCAACCCCACAGCUAGCGGAUCUGAUUCCCAACCAGUGCCUGAUAGCAUCCCUCCAUCUGACCCAUGGCAUGUCAUCCAGUCGGCACUUGGUCCCCCUACUCGAACCACUUCCCAGCCAACAGUUUCAAAUCCUCGACUUACGCCACCAGCUUCUCAUAAUGAUGCUAGCGAUGUGACGGAGAAUGAUGCAGGUAGUCGUCUACCUCCACCAGAUUCUCAGCCUAGUGCUCAUAUCUCGGCACACACAUCCACUCUCCCCACCACUUUCAAUCCGACUCACUCACAGACAAGGUCCCGUUUCCAGGCCAAUCCAAAUCUCCUUCGACGCGCAGCCCCCUUGUCAGAACUGGAAACAGAACGUCAACUCCGUCGCAUAGCCUCAACGACUGUCGACCUUGAGUCACGGGAAGGGCAUGUUAGGCCGAGGGCACUUGAAGACGACGAACGACACCUUCGAAUACUAGAGGCUCGAAUUCUAGCCCGUCAGCGCCUGGCAGCACGGGAGCUAGAACAGUCGGCUUCUCCACCUCCUGCAGUCUCUAGGACAGCUGGCACGCAAAGGUCAGAGUUGACGGGCCGGGCGACGUCUGCAGAACUGACUUUCGCACGUCAGAGGAUUAUGCAAAGUGCUCGCAACACAUUGGAUGGGAACGGCAAUUGGAUGGCUAGUGCAGCAUUGGAACGGAUCCUGGGUCGGUCUAGCAUUGAUGAUGCCAACGGGGUAGGCGGAGGUGCUGCUGAAAGAGAAAUAGGGGUCGGAACUGCUGGGAUAGGCUGGAGCAGCGACGGCCGAAACCUAUAUGUUGGAACCGAAGAGGGCAUCUUUGAGUAUAGUAUUAAUCUAAUGGAUCGACAAACCUUCCCAGCAUUGGACCUCAGCCUCCGGAACCGCUGGCGAGGACAGCGAACGGGCCGCCCUCUGCUUCUGGCUGCGACUCUUAGUCCAGCAGCAUUCAUCAGGCUUAAUGAAGGAGACCAUAAAGAUGGCAAAAGUGGCGAAGAGCAGAUGCUCGAGGCUUCCAGGGAGGAGAUUGAGAAGAAGAUACCAGAUGACUUGCAUGGCAUGAAAAGGAUCUUUAGGAGCAUAUGGGUGUUCCUCGAUCUAUACGUCUACGAGCCAAUUGCAACUAGCCUGCGAUUCCUGCACCUUGUUGUCAUAUUCGUUCCUGUCAUCUUCACAGUUCCUGCCGUAUGGGUAGGAAAGAGGCAGAGGGGAAGAGAUAACGAGAGGAGUGGUACACUGUGGUGGUAUGGUUUUCUUGUAGAAGCAAUGGAGCGGGCUGGACCCGCGUUCAUCAAGCUUGGACAAUGGGCAGCGUCUCGAACAGACAUUUUCCCGAACGAAAUGUGUAGUGUCAUGUCCUCUUUACAUUCGAAUGCGCCAGCUCAUUCCCUUGGCACUACCAAGCGAACUAUUGUAAGAGCUUUUGGCGGCCGGCCUUUUGAGGAGAUCUUUGAGGAGUUCCAGGAGAAACCUCUAGGCGUGGGAGCCAUUGCACAAGUUUACAAGGCAAGAUUGAAACCAGAUCUCGCGCCCCCUGGAGACGAAGCCAUCUCCGGGGAAAGACCGCGGAGUCUUCGACAGAAAGUACGCAAAAGCGUUGACGCCCUGGUCAAAAGUUCCCCUCAGAGAAUUCCCUCUUCGUACGUUGCCAUCAAAGUGCUACAUCCCAAUGUUGAGCGAAUUGUCCGUCGGGAUCUUCGCAUAAUGGGUGUCUUCGCAGCCAUAAUCAACGCUCUUCCCACUAUGCAAUGGCUCUCACUUCCAGAUGAAGUUGCCCAGUUUGGAGAAAUGAUGCGCCUCCAAUUAGAUUUGCGCAUUGAGGCUGCAAACCUCGCCAUAUUCCGGAAGCAUUUUCAAGACCGCACGACGGCCUGGUUCCCCUAUCCUUAUACAGAAUUUACAACGCGUCAGGUACUCGUUGAAGAGUUCGCACAAGGCAUUCCCCUAGCUACCUUUCUCCAAUCAGGUGGUGGUGUCUUUCAAAAAGAGAUUGCUGACGAAGGCCUUGACGCCUUCUUGCAUAUGCUUUUGAUUGAUAACUUUGUUCAUGCCGACCUACACCCUGGGAACAUGAUGGUCCGCUUCUACAAGCCGUCGAAGCCGGAUUUACCGCUCAGGAAGAAGCACAAUCCUGCAUCACCUCCGGAUGCACCUACGAUCGACGAGGUUGAGUCUGUGCUCUCUCGCUUACGGCCCUACACCCACAACAAGUCCGAAUGGACAACUGCACUUUCGGAAAUCGACAAGGAUGGCUAUCGUCCGCAGCUGAUCUUCAUCGAUACUGGCCUGGUCACAGAGCUCAAUACAACAAAUCGUCAGAAUUUUCUCGACCUUUUUCGGGCUGUUGCAGAGUUCGAUGGCUACAGAGCUGGGCAACUUAUGAUUGAAAGAUGUCGACAACCUGAGGCGGUAGUGGACGGUGAAGUGUUUGCAUUGAAGAUGCAGCAUUUAGUCCUUGCCGUCAAAGGCAGAACUUUUGCAUUGGGCAAUAUCAAGAUUGGAGACGUGCUAUCUGAGGUACUAGCGAUGGUGAGAGCACAUCAUGUUCGCAUGGAAGGUGAUUUCGUCAACGUGGUCAUUUCCAUUCUCCUACUUGAAGGGAUUGGCAGGAGUCUGGAACCAGAUCUAGACUUGUUCAAGAGCGCACUUCCCAUACUGAGGCAGCUCGGUGGCAGCAACCCCAGCAGCGUAAUCAAGAGCAUCAAGGAACGAGACUUCUCGCUGUUAAAGAUCUGGGUGGGACUGGAGGCAAGAAGGUUCUUCCAAGCAAGCGCCGAGAGUGUGGAGAGAUGUGUCAAGUACGACCUUCUGAGCCCGAAUAUAUGA